Messenger RNA from Pochonia chlamydosporia 170, 468 nucleotides. RefSeq names its product DAD family protein. Bases 1 to 468 code for a protein of 155 amino acids. NCBI's taxonomy places the organism in Eukaryota, Fungi, Ascomycota, Sordariomycetes, Hypocreales, Clavicipitaceae. Gene Ontology annotation, biological process: protein N-linked glycosylation. The transcript is spliced from 4 exons. The record is from RefSeq and is a predicted model, not a curated record. Gene Ontology annotation, cellular component: oligosaccharyltransferase complex; membrane.
AUGGCUCCCAAAAAGAACGCCCGCGACCGUCCCACCACGCCGACCCCCGCCGUCGCCGCAGCCCAGGACGCCGCCCCUGCUGCUUCUUCUCCUGCUCCCGCUCCCGCAGCCAAGACGAGCACCAAGGGCCGCGCCAACUGGGACGAAGUCAUGCUCAACAUCUACCAGUACUAUAUGAAGGAGACGCCGCAGCGGACCAAGCUGAUUGAUGUGUUUUUGUCGUUUCUGGUGGUCGUUGCUGCGUUGCAGUUUCUGUACUGCGUCCUCGCUGGCAAUUAUCCGUUUAAUGCGUUCUUGUCCGGUUUUUGCGCUACGGUCGGGCAGUUUGUUUUGACGGUUUCACUGCGGAUACAGACGACUGCGGUGAAUAAGAGUGACUUUCCGUCCGUUUCGCCUGAGAGGGCCUUUGCCGAUUUUGUGGUUUGCAGCCUCAUCUUGCACUUUUUCUGUGUCAACUUUAUCAACUAG